Carya illinoinensis is the source of this 567-nucleotide messenger RNA. RefSeq lists its product as uncharacterized. The transcript has a single exon. The coding region runs from base 1 to 567 and encodes 188 amino acids. The record is from RefSeq and is a predicted model, not a curated record. NCBI's taxonomy places the organism in Eukaryota, Viridiplantae, Streptophyta, Magnoliopsida, Fagales, Juglandaceae.
AUGGAUGAGUUUAGAAAUUGUUUAGAGGGUAACAAUUUGUAUGAUUUCGGGUGGUGGGGAGUGAAAUUCACAUGGUCUAAUAAGCAUAUUGAUGACUCUUUUACUAAAGAGAGGUUUGAUAGAACUAUUGCCAAUCCUCAGUGGAUGGAACUGUUUGCUGAUAGGAGGGUGAAGACUUUGGUUGCUAGGAAAUCUGACCAUAAGCCUAUUUUGUUGAUAAUGAAUGAGUCUAAUUGUUUAGCUGGCUAUAGAAGAAAAUUAUUCAGAUUCGAAGCCAAAUGGACCUUGGAGGAAGAGGGAGGGAAUAUUGUUGAAGCUGCUUGGGCAAGAGACAAUGCAGGCCAAAAUAUAUUAAAAAAGGUCCAAGGAAAAUUAAGAAGAUGCAGGGGUGAACUAAUUAAGUGGAGCUCACUAAAAGUUUCUGAUGGGGAGAAGGAGAUCUCAAGGUUGAGUGAGUUGCUGAAAAAAGAGCAGAAAGUUGAAGGGGCUCACAAUGCCUUGAUUAUAAGAAGGUUAUGGAAGGAGCUUGGCUUACUUCUUGAAAAGGAAGAUCUAAAAUGGAAGUAA